AUGGCUUCCUCCGCGACGGUUCCGGCGUCCUUCUGCUCCCAUUCUCGGCUUCAACAGGAAGGGCGGGACAUGCGGAGGAUCUCCGCCAAUCCCGGGCUUCUGAUUCGAUUCCGCCAGGGGAGGAGGCUGCGUUCACCAGCAAGGUUUCGGAUCAACGCCGCGGCGGUCGUUGUUGAGAAGGUAGGGAUCGGGCUUUACUUCCUGAGACUGGUCUCGGAUCACUGUGACUGUGGAGGAUUUAGUACGCCUGCUAGUCUUAGAUUUGUUCCGGUCGUUCCUUCACAUCUUAAUCUUCAGAGUUUUCAAUAUUGAAUCGAGAAACUUCACCUUUGCAGGAGGAAAGGGCGCAAGACAACGCUAGUCCGGAAUUCGACAUAUUUGCGUGCCCAAUUUGCUAUGAGCCACUGAUAAGGAAGGGGCCCUCAGGCCUAAACCUGUGAGAACUCCUCAUUUCUGAACCUCUCUGGCAUGCCUAUUAUCUUCGCUUGGCUAUCUGAACGUUGGUGUGGUUCAUCAGGUCGGCCAUCUACAGGUCUGGUUUCAAGUGUGAAAGGUGCAACAAGCCAUUCUCAAGCAGGAAUACGUUUCUGGAUCUCACCGUCACAUCCGGGACUAGGGAGUACACUGAAUUCAAGCCUUCAAGGACUGAGCUGUUCAGGUCCGUGACGUAGUACAUGUUUCUUCUUGUUUGUGUGCCUGCGUUUACUUUUGCAAAAAGAGUGAAGUUUCCUCUAAUGUUUCGAAGGCCCUCUGUGGCUUUGGCACUUUGCCCUUGCUUGAGUUUUCUCGCACAAACAAGAAGAGGUCGAGAACGAGUGGAGAAAGAAAGGGGAUAGAGAGAGAGAGAGAGAGAGAGAGAGAUGCGCAGAACCCUCCCUCGGAUGUGUAGUUUGAUUCCUCAAGGGGUUCCAGGGGACCUAGAGACCCAUGUGUAAAACAGGACUUCACCGGCUUAAAUGAUUUGAAUUCCAGGAUACCAAAAGACCCACCCAUCUACGAGGUAAAAGAAUCAUUUCUAAAUUUGGAAGACUGGCUAUUGUUUUAUAUCUGCGUCCUAUCUCAAGUAACAAUAUUAAAUUCAAUCAGGAAAUGCUCGUUUUUUAAAAAAAAUAUAUGAACCUUUAUUCGGUAAAGCUUCUUGCAACUAUGAUUCCGGAAGGCAGAAGACCGAUUUUGUCAGACUGAUGGGCAUUUUCUUUGGCAACAAAUAACUAGAAUUUCUAUUUUCUGCCGUUCAAUUCAUAACUUGAUUACACCUGCAAAUCUGGGGACUUCAUAAUUAUACGCUCAUGUGUGUUUAAUUUGUUCCCUCUUCAGGAGUCCACUUGUCUCAUUUCUUUAUGAGAGGGGAUGGCGGCAGAAUUUUGCUCGAAGUGGCUUCCCUGGCCCUGAUGAGGAGGUAUUAUACAAAAAUAAAUACCUAAUUAAUCAAAAUAAGUUAAUUUAUAUAGGCUCGUGUUUUAUAUUCGUUGACUGGAUUCACAUGACGUUACUGAUUAUUAUUAUUACUAUUAUUAUUAUUAUUACUACUAUAUUUCUUCAUCCUCUGUGGUAUUAUACUGAGAAUGUUUCACCCCUGCAGUUCAAAAUGGCUCAGGAGUACUUCAAGCCUGUAGCAGGUGGGCUUCUAUUAGAUGUAAGCUGUGGGAGUGGCCUGUUUUCCAGAAAAUUCGCCAGCUCCGGGACUUUCUCCGGAGUCAUUGCACUGGACUUCUCUGAGAACAUGCUUCGCCAGUGCUAUGAGUUCAUUGCGAAAGAUGAUGCUCUCUUGAAUGCGUAAGCUAAUUCUGGUAUUCCAUUUUAGUCAAUUUUGUAGAUGAUUACCUUGAACCUGUGGUCAUCUCUAAAUCGGCUCUAAAACGUUGUAGACCUGAAACCAUAAAUCCUAAACAUAUUGUCUCGUUAGAUCAAAUCCUAUGCAAGUAAAGGAACCCACUUGUCAGUUGACUUUAUGCCUUGAUGAAAAAUGCUUUCGUGAGGGAUCUCAUAUUAGGAAGAGGACAUGAGAGUAUCUGCCCAAAAAAUUAAAUAAUGAUUAAAGAUCAUCAGUAUUGGGUUCACUGCCAUCAGGUUUAUGAAAUUGUUGAAGCAGUUUAUCAAUAUCUGGAUUUCUUGAAAGAUAAUAGAGCUCCUAUGCCCAUGUUUUCAAUCUUCAGCCUCAAAAAUAUUCUCUCUCUCUCUCUCUCUCUCUCUCUCUCUCUCUCUCUCUCUCUCUCUCUCUCUCUCUCUCUCUCUCUCUCUCUCUCUCUCGCUCAUGCUCAUGAGAGCAUGUCUCUCUACUAUUAGUUAAUCUUCUAGUGGUUCCACAUGUGGAUGUAAUUUUCAGGAACCUCGCUCUUGUUAGAGCGGAUGUCUCAAGGCUCCCCUUUGAAUCGGGUUCCAUCGAUGCUGUUCAUGCUGGUGCGGCCCUCCACUGCUGGCCUUCACCUUCUAAUGCGGUAAUCCUUCUCCCUCUCACCAUUGCAGCUACCUUAGAUCCCUCGCUUCCGGAAAAACCCUGCCCCAUAUGGAUAACUAUUCAAGAAAAUUGCCAAAACUGGAAUUGCGAACCGACAACUGGAUGGCCCGUUGACUCUGAUGAACAUGAACCUGAGGACCCACUUACCCUUAUGAUUCUUAUCUGGAGUUCCUCCUCUUCACAGGUCGCCGAGAUCAACCGCGUCCUGAGAAGUGGGGGCGUCUUCGUCGCCACCACCUUCCUUUCUACCCGGUUAAACACCCCGCCCCCCCUCGGCCCUCUCGGACAGGUAAGUCAAACCCCACAUCUCUCUCUCUCUCUCUCUCUCUCUCUCUCUCUCUCUCUCUCUCUCUCUCUCUCUCUCAUAUUCUCUUUUGUGGUGGAUCGGACGCAGUCUAUAGGGGCCUCUAACACAUACGCCUACUUCAAGAAAGAGGAGAUCGAGGACCUCUGCAGGUCGUGCGGCCUGAUCAACUACUCCUGCAAUGUGGACCGCGCCUUCAUCAUGUUCUCCGCUCAGAAGCGUUGA
This is a messenger RNA of Spirodela intermedia, 2987 nucleotides long. The record is from the annotation of a GenBank genome assembly. Lineage: Eukaryota; Viridiplantae; Streptophyta; Magnoliopsida; Alismatales; Araceae.